This is a messenger RNA of Diatraea saccharalis (sugarcane borer), 588 nucleotides long. The record is from the annotation of a GenBank genome assembly. Lineage: Eukaryota; Metazoa; Arthropoda; Insecta; Lepidoptera; Crambidae.
AUGUCUGCCAGACCUCGUUACUAUAGGUCUGUGUCAUGUCUGCCUAGUGUAGGUCCGUCACAGGCAGUCUGCCAGACUGCCCGUCGCCCGUCCGUGAGAUCUCAUUUUGUCUGCGCGGGCAGAGACAAGUCUGUCGGUGAAUGCUCACAGCGGGCCGACUACUCAGACCCGAGCCAGACAGCAAGCAUAACGGACGUCGACGACGCUAUAUCGCGUGUUACUCAAGUAAUAAGCGACGGUCAGUACGCAGAUUUAAAUGGUCUAUUGACUAAACCGGCGCGUAUCAGCUUGAUGAGGGAUCUUGAUAGAAACUGGAGUGAACGACAACGCUCGUUGCUCGCUCUAAGUCGUGAUGACAUCCAGAUAUCUUCGCCUAGAAAAGUCUACUUUAUUAGGAUCGCUGAUAAAAAGUAUUGUGAUAUUGAUAUGGCGUUCCUAGCGCUCAAAUGGGCUCCAAUCAACAGCAUAGAAGCUUUAAUCUUCACGGAAAUAUUUGCAAGAUUUCAUAGAGAAUACACACCACAUUGUAUACCCGAAUGGACUAUUGCCUUCUUUAAAGUAACUCGAUUUGAAAUAUUAAGAAGAUAG